AUGUCCAUCAACAUUUGUAGAGAUAACCAUGAUCCAUUCUACCGUUAUAAGAUGCCUCCAAUUCAAGCCAAAGUGGAAGGUAGAGGUAACGGUAUCAAGACUGCCCUUUUGAAUGUUGCAGAUGUAGCUCGUGCUUUAAAUAGACCAACUCCAUACUUAGUCAAAUAUUUCGGUUUCGAAUUAGGUGCUCAAACCUCCAUCUCUGUUGAUAAAGAUCGUUAUUUAGUUAACGGUGUUCAUGAACCUGCCAAAUUACAAGAUGUCCUUGAUGGGUUCAUUAAUAGAUUUGUUCUUUGUGGUAGUUGUAAGAAUCCAGAAACUGAAAUUAUCAUCACUAAAGAUAGUGACUUAGUGAGAGAUUGUAAAGCAUGUGGUAAGAGAACUCCAAUGGAUUUAAGACAUAAAUUAUCUUCAUUCAUCUUGAAGAAUCCACCAGAAUCAAUGAACCAAGGUAAUAAAAAGAAAGCUGCCACUGCAUCUGCAAACGUUCGUGGUGGUGGUGUUUCCAUUAGUGAUAUCGCUCAGGGGAAAUCAGGUGAUGCAUCCGCAUCUACUGAUACAGGUGAUCAUGAAGAUGAAGAUGAGUUAGCUCGUCAAAUUCAUGCUGCUGCUAAGACGUUACAAGAUAUCGAGGUAAAAGAUGAUGACUGGGCUGUUGAUAUGUCUGAAGAAGCUAUUAGGAAGCGUGCUAAGGAAUUACAAGUUAAUUCUGGUGUCAUCGAUGCCAGUUUAUCUAAAUUAGAUGAAUAUGGUGAAUGGAUCCUAAAAGAUGAAGAAUUACCAUCAGAUGUGGAGUUGUAUAAGAAGGCUGUAGAACUGAAUAUUUUGAAUGAUCCAAAGAUUGGUGCCGUCCUUGCACAAUCUUUAUUUGACGAAGGUAUAGUGGAUGAAAUUGCUCAACAUGCGGCUUUCUUCACUAAAGUUUUCGUUGAACCUGAAUUUGAAAAGAAUUUCCUUGGUGGUAUUGAAAGAUUCUUAGGUUUGGAACAUAAAGAUUUGAUUCCACAAUUACCUAAAAUUUUAGUUCAAUUGUAUAAUAAUGAUAUCAUUUCUGAAGAGGAAAUUAUGAGAUUCGGUACAAAGACUUCAAAAAAAUUUGUUCCAAAAGAAGUCUCCAAAAAGGUUCGUAGAGCAGCAAAGCCAUUCAUUGUUUGGUUACAAAAUGCUGAAAGUGAAGAUGAAGAAUCUGAUGAAGAAUAG
Molecule: messenger RNA, 1200 nt
Organism: Naumovozyma dairenensis CBS 421
Lineage: Eukaryota; Fungi; Ascomycota; Saccharomycetes; Saccharomycetales; Saccharomycetaceae
Gene: TIF5
Product: translation initiation factor eIF5
Exons: 1
Coding region: 1-1200 (399 amino acids)
Biological process (GO): formation of translation preinitiation complex; formation of cytoplasmic translation initiation complex; translational initiation
Cellular component (GO): cytosol
Molecular function (GO): GDP-dissociation inhibitor activity; eukaryotic initiation factor eIF2 binding; translation initiation factor activity
Source: RefSeq, a predicted model, not a curated record